Rhizoctonia solani is the source of this 759-nucleotide messenger RNA. RefSeq lists its product as uncharacterized. Bases 1 to 759 code for a protein of 252 amino acids. The transcript is spliced from 2 exons. The record is from RefSeq and is a predicted model, not a curated record. NCBI's taxonomy places the organism in Eukaryota, Fungi, Basidiomycota, Agaricomycetes, Cantharellales, Ceratobasidiaceae.
AUGACUAUCGCCCAUGAUAUUGCGCUAAUGAAAAAGCCAUACUCGUUUGAGCCCCCAUUGGAGGAUCCUCUGCCGAGAUUUCAUCGGCCUAUACCUCUUCUCGACUUUCUUCUUGCCUUAUUUGCAGAAGAGCACCACUCAAUGGUCCUGAAUGCAACUCCGAUACUCAGCCAGGGUGAUGCAGAAACCUUAGAGACUAGAUUCCAGGAUGCCUUUGUUUCUUUCUCGCACUUUGCUCUCGCUGAAAAUUCUGAUGUGUUCAGAGCUGAUGCUCUUCAAGUAGCUCUGUUCCGUGGAGUUGCGCUCCAGGCUAAAGACAGCCAGCCAUCAAUCGACGCUGUGAUCCCAAUACAUAUGGGUUCAACCGAACAAGCCAUCACGAUGGAAGCGGUUUCCGCAAUCAACCUCCAGUUCAAGAACCGGAAACGUUCUCUUGAUUGUCCCGUCAAUCAGGUUCACCAUCAGGAGCGUCGGAAACCCCGCAGCAAAGAAAGUAACAAAACUACGACCCAUCCUGACGAACAUCAUUACUCAUUCGUUACUCGCGGCUGUGGACCUAAAAUUUAUCGAGCAAUUCCAGAAGAAGCGGUGCCCUCGUACCAAACCAUACUUGCUUCUGGUGAUCUGAUGAACGAUUUUCCUCGAGCCGAGCUCGAAUCUUCAUGGGAGGGUGUUCGAGAGCUGAAGCCCACGCUUGAUGCCAAAGAGUUAUUAGCAGGUUGGAAUGCACUCAGGCCGAGUAGUCGUAGUUCCAAGUAA